Coffea eugenioides is the source of this 1986-nucleotide messenger RNA. RefSeq lists its product as uncharacterized. The coding region runs from base 1 to 1986 and encodes 661 amino acids. Gene Ontology annotation, molecular function: zinc ion binding; nucleic acid binding. The transcript has 4 exons. The record is from RefSeq and is a predicted model, not a curated record. Lineage: Eukaryota; Viridiplantae; Streptophyta; Magnoliopsida; Gentianales; Rubiaceae.
AUGAGUGUCGCCGAAUAUGAGGUCCAAUUUACGAAGCUGUCCCGCUUUGCUCCUGAAUUGAUAGCCACGGAGCAAAGGCAUGUCAGAAGGUUCGUGCAGGGACUGAAUGUGGAAAUACAGGAAGGUUUAGCUGCCGUGAGGAUAGACACUUUCGCAGAUGCCGUCGAGAGAGCCCAGGGAGUUGAAGUAGCUAGAGCUCAAGUGAAAUCUUUUCAGGUCAAGAAAAGAUUUGCUCCUAGCAGUAGUCGGGAGUCGGCAUAUGGAAAUGCUCCACCGGCCAAAGUGGGCCGAGGAGGCAGUGGAGUGACUAGUCCUGGAGCACCACGAGGCGCACAAGCAAGAGGAACCGGGGCAAGGAAUGCAGGGGGACGAAAUAAUGGAACUAGAGUGGGACCGAAUGGAAGGGGACAACCUAGGAACACCUCGUCGGGAGGCCGAGCAAUAAUUUCCCAAGUGACUUGUGCCUAUUGUAAGAAACCUGGUCAUACUAUAGACGGUUGCUGGAAGAAGCAAGGAAAGUGCUUGAGGUGCGGAAGUAGUGAGCACCAAAUUUCUGAUUGUCCAAAAGUGCAGGAAUGGAUUACUCCAAACGCUAGACCAAACACUUCUGGAGGGAGCCGGCCGACAGUUCCUGCCAGAGUAUAUGCUAUAGAUGACCAACCUGUACCUGAUUCCUCAGAAGUUGUGGAAGGUACACUUUCGAUUUUUCAUCGAUUAGCUAAAGUGUUAAUUGACCCUGGUGCAACCCAUUCAUUCGUAAAUCCAUCUUUUAUGUCUGGAAUAGAUGUGAAACCUGUUAGAUUACCCUUCGAUCUUGAAGUUAGGACACCAAUGGGUAAUAAGAAGAUAAUCACUAGCUUAGCCUAUAGGAAUUGUGAAUUCUGGAUUGGAGAGCGUAAAAUGCUAGUGGAUCUAAUCAGUCUGGACAUAAAAGGUUACGAUGUUAUAAUAGGAAUGGAUUUUCUAGCUCAUCAUCAUGCUAAGCUUGAUUGCCGAGCGAAAGUGGUAGAAUUUUGUAUACCGGGAGAAGAAACCCUGAGGUUAGAUGUUAAGGGUAGGUUAGCAUCGUCAGCUAUGAUCUCAGGAAUUCGGGCAAGGAAAAUGUUGUCUAAAGGAGCGCAAGGUUUCCUAGCCUUUUUGAUUAACACUCCCAGUGAUCAAGUAAAAUUGGAGGAUGUACCAGUGGUACGGAAAUUUUCGGAUGUUUUUCCCGAAGAGCUAAAAACUCUACUGCCGGAAAGAGAAGUGGAAUUUAAGAUUGACUUGGUGCCUGGAACGGCUCCAAUUUCUAAGACUCCGUACCGAAUGGCUCCUGUCGAGCUAAAGGAGUUGAAAAUUCAACUCUUGUUCGACCAACUGCAAGGAUCAGUGGUCUUCUCUAAGCUGGAUUUAAGGCAAGGGUAUUAUCAGUUGAAGAUUAAGAAGGAGGAUAGAGUCUUUAAGAAACACUUGGAUCAGUUUGUAGUGGUCUUCAUCGAUGACAUCUUGAUAUACUCUAAGAUCCGAGAGGAACAUGUUAAGUACUUGGAGAUAGUUUUGCAGAUAUUAAGAGAGCAUAAGUUAUAUGCCAAGUUCAGUUAUUAUAGGCGGUUUAUCCAGGAUUUCUCGAAAAUUGCAGGACCUAUGACCGAGCUAACCAAGAAAGGGACUAAGUUUAUUUGGACUCCGAAGUGUGAGUCAAGUUUUCAGGAGUUAAAGAAGCGUUUAACAUCCGCUCCGAUUUUGGUAUUACCUGAUGGAGGAGAAGGUUACGCCGUGUAUUCCGAUGCAUCCAAAGAAGGUCUAGGAUGUGUUUUAAUGCAAAUGGGUAAGGUAGUUUCCUAUGCUUCUAGGAGAUUGAAACCUCAUGAACAAAAUUACCCAACUCAUGACCUAGAACUAGCUGCAGUAAUUUUCGCCUUAAAGAAAUGGAGACACUACUUGUACGGCGUGACUUUUGAGGUUUAUACGGACCAUAAGAGCCUCAAGUAUUUGUUCUCCCAAUAG